UUGAAUUAUUUGAUGAUUCUAUAAUAAACAAAAAAAUUAGGAGGUGUUUAGUUUCCGAUUGGAUCAACGAAGCAUUGAGGUUCAUCGACGAUGAGUUCUUUCUUCCACAACGUGGACUGGCACCAUGAAUCUUACCCUGCAUAUCGCGAUUUCUACUUUCUCCCCCUUUUCGCUCUCUUCUUUCCAUCCAUACGCUUCUUUCUCGACCGAUUCUUCUUUCAGAAAUUGGCCAGACGAUUGAUUUUCGGAAAGGGGAAUGAGAAUCUCGACUUGCACACGGAUGAGAGAAGAAAAAAGAUUAGGAAAUUCAAGGAAUCAGCUUGGAAAUGUGUUUAUUAUCUUUCUGCUGAGAUUCUGGCUCUCUAUGUAACUUAUGACGAACCCUGGUUUACCAAUACGAGAAACUUUUGGGUGGGGCCAGGGUCUCAGGUCUGGCCAGAUCAAAAGACCAAGUUGAAAUUGAAGGCGGUGUAUAUGUAUGCAGCUGGGUUUUACUCAUACUCCAUUUUUGCUUUAAUAUUUUGGGAAACCAGGCGCUCCGACUUUGGGGUGUCCAUGAGUCACCAUGUUGCUACUGUAAUUCUCAUUGUGCUGUCUUACAUUUUUAGGUUUGCUCGUGUUGGAUCGGUUGUGUUAGCAAUUCAUGAUGCUAGCGAUGUGUUUCUGGAGAUAGGGAAAAUGUCCAAAUACAGUGGUGCUGAAACAGUGGCUAGCUUUGCUUUUAUUCUAUUUGUUUUAUCUUGGAUCAUAUUGCGCCUCAUUUACUACCCGUUCUGGAUUCUCUGGAGUACAAGUUAUGAAGUUCUGCUCACGUUGGAUAAGGAAAAGCACCGAGUGGAUGGUCCAAUAUAUUAUUAUCUGUUCAAUAGUCUUCUGUACUGCUUGCUUGUUAUGCAUAUUUAUUGGUGGGUGCUGAUAUUUCGGAUGCUUGUUAAACAAAUCGAAGCAAGAGGGAAAGUUAGUGAAGAUGUUCGAUCUGAUUCAGAUGAAGACGAACAUGAAGAUUGAGUAGGGAAGCAAACGCAUGAUGUAAUCUUUAGACAAAGAUGUAUGAUUAGCUUCAACCUUUUUCUGUGCCUUUGGCCACAAUGCUAAUAUUUUCAAAUCUUAUUCAAAUUUGAGAGGAUUGUAUCUAUACGGAUUGGAGUACAGACUUCGGACCUGGUAUAAAAAGGGCAACAGAUGGAGAAAAUUUUUAUUCUUCUAAACUCUUGGUCUAUACUGCACAUCCUGAAGUUUAGGUCGUACUGCCUGACAUUUGCUUAAGACUUUGACUUUUCCUGAUUAUUUGUCCCUCGUUCAAAUUACAAGUAUUGUGUCCAUUAAUGUUUUCUGCACAGAUGUUAUCCUCUUGGUUUUCAUUUAUUGGAGAAGAAAAUUAUUGGUCUUAGUCGCCGCGGUUCUGAACUUGUUCUGGGUUAUGUUGAUUCGUGGAAUUCAGCUUUAAUUCACAAUUAAAUAAAAAGGAAAAGCUUGUUGUAAA
Molecule: messenger RNA, 1483 nt
Organism: Vigna angularis (adzuki bean)
Lineage: Eukaryota; Viridiplantae; Streptophyta; Magnoliopsida; Fabales; Fabaceae
Product: ASC1-like protein
Exons: 7
Coding region: 91-1008 (305 amino acids)
Biological process (GO): ceramide biosynthetic process
Cellular component (GO): membrane; endoplasmic reticulum
Molecular function (GO): sphingosine N-acyltransferase activity
Source: RefSeq, a predicted model, not a curated record